AUGAAUUCCACGUCAUCUGCUUACCCUCCUGAGCACACCACCGACGUUGCCAUCAUCGGCGCCGGUCCCGUCGGCCUAAUGAUCGCCAACUAUUUGGGCCAAUGUGGUGUGAAUGUUACGGUGGUGGAAAAGCUCGACACCCUAAUCGACUACCCCCGCGCCAUUGGCCUUGACGACGAAAGCCUGCGCACCUUCCAGGCGGUGGGGUUGGCGCAGGCAGUACUGCCGCAUACAACGCCGUCACACGCCAUGCGUUUCAUGACGCCUAGGGGUCGUUGUUUUGCCGAUAUCCAGCCCAAGACCGAUGAGUUUGGCUGGUCGCGGCGCAACGCAUUUAUCCAACCGUUGGCCGACCGCGUGUUGUUUGAAGGGCUGCAGCGUUUCAACAACGUCAAGGUGCUCUUCGGUCUUGAGCUUCAGGAUUUUGAGCAAAACGAAACCGCAGUGAGCCUGCGCCUGAAAGACCAAAGCGGCCAUGAAGAUACCUUGCGGGCCCGCUACGUGGUCGCGUGCGAUGGCGGCAACAGUUUGGUUCGCCGCGUCCUCGAUAUCAGUUUUGAAGGAAAGACUGCACCCAAUCAGUGGAUCGUUCUGGACCUCGCUAACGAUCCGCUCGGUACGCCACAUCUGUACAUGUGUUGCGAUCCUAAGCGCCCCUAUGUUUCUGCCGCGCUGCCUCAUGGCGUUCGGCGCUUCGAGUUUAUGGUCAUGCCCGGCGAGACCGAAGCAGAACUGACCAAGCCCGAAAGCAUGCGCAAACUGCUUGGCAAGGUGCUGCCAAACCCCGACAACAUUGAGCUGAUUCGCAGCCGGGUUUACACCCACAACGCACGGCUGGCCGGGCAGUUUCGGCAAGGCCGGCUGCUGCUAGCCGGUGAUGCGGCGCACAUCAUGCCCGUGUGGCAAGGACAGGGUUACAACAGCGGCAUGCGCGACGCGUCCAACCUGGCAUGGAAGCUGUCGUUGGUGGUCAAGGGGCUGGCGGCCGACCACCUGCUGGAUACCUACCAACUGGAACGUCGCGACCACGCGAAAGCGAUGAUCGAUCUUUCUGUGCUUGCCGGGCACGUGCUGGCCCCACCGAAACGCUGGCAAGGCUCGCUGCGCGACGGGGUUUCGUGGUUACUCAACUACCUCCCCCCUAUCAAGCGCUACUUCCUGGAAAUGCGCUUUAAGCCCAUGCCGCAAUACACGCAGGGGGCAUUGGUCGCAUCGACGGAUAAGGCUUCGCCUGUAGGCAAGAUGUUUAUACAGCCCAAGGUGCUCACAGAAGCAGGUGAAACCGCCUUGCUUGAUGACGUCAUCGGCAACGGGUUCGCCAUCAUCGCGUGGGGCUGCGACCCGACAUGGGGGCUGAAUGCCGCGCAACUCCAACAGUGGCAAGCCCUGGGCGCGCGGUUCAUCCAGGUCAUACCCGACGUCCAGCUCAAGGCAGCCCGCAGCGGUGGCGACGAUGUCAUUCGCGUUGGCGAUACCACCGGGCGCCUGAAAGAGUGGUUCGCACGCGGCUCAUCCUCCAUUGCAGUACUGCGCCCUGAUCGCUUCGUUGCGGGUUUGGCUAUCCCGCAAACGCUUGGUCAAACCUGUGACAAGCUGGCGUUGGCGCUACACGCAUUACCACAACGCACUGCAGCGCCUGCUGCCAGCAAGGUGGCC
This is a messenger RNA of Mesorhabditis spiculigera, 1656 nucleotides long. Lineage: Eukaryota; Metazoa; Nematoda; Chromadorea; Rhabditida; Rhabditidae. The record is from the annotation of a GenBank genome assembly.